Molecule: messenger RNA, 740 nt
Organism: Magnolia sinica
Lineage: Eukaryota; Viridiplantae; Streptophyta; Magnoliopsida; Magnoliales; Magnoliaceae
Product: umecyanin-like
Exons: 2
Coding region: 118-663 (181 amino acids)
Cellular component (GO): plasma membrane
Molecular function (GO): electron transfer activity
Source: RefSeq, a predicted model, not a curated record
AGCAGAAAGAAGAGAAGAGAAGAGAAGAGGAGAAGGGCAGAGCAGAGAAGGGAAGAGAAGAAGAAAGGGCGAGCUGAGAACACAGACUUCUAUUACGAUAAAGAGAGAAAGAGAGAGAUGGCUUAUUCUUCUUCGUCUUUCAUGGGAUUGAUUGUAGUUGUCGUUGUAGCAGCUUUGCUUCAGUGCACUGCUGCGGUGACCUACACGGUCGGUGACACCACCGGAUGGAUGAUCCCCCCAGGAGGUGCUCAAUUCUACCCCAAUUGGGUCAGCGGCAAGACGUUCGUCGUUGGCGACGUUCUCUCCUUCAAUUUCAUCCCUCAAAGCCACGAUGUCGCCACGGUGACGAAGGCACAGUACGAUGCCUGCACUGCCCCCUCCGAGGGUAAUAUCAUAAAGACGAGCCCAGCAAACAUCACUCUCAACACUACCGGCAAUCACUACUACAUCUGCACAUUCUCUGGACACUGUUCGGCCGGACAGAAGCUAACCGUCAACGUCGUCUCCUCGAGCACUGGCACCCCAACAACACCCCCCACCGUCCCAGCCCGCGGCCCUUCACCACCAACCAACUCCACGCCCCCCAACGCUGCCCCGUCUCUUGCCGCCGGCUUUGGCACUGUAGGUGUUGUUGCCGCCGUCUUCUCCGCCUUCUUCCUUUAGAUGAGUCACUGCCAUGACUGCCAGAUUUUUCUGUCUUGGGUGUUUUUUUUUUUUUUUUUAAAUACAGUGGCCCAUUU